Canis lupus familiaris (dog) is the source of this 1792-nucleotide messenger RNA. RefSeq names its product melanoma-associated antigen 9-like. Gene Ontology annotation, cellular component: nucleus. Bases 185 to 1273 code for a protein of 362 amino acids. The transcript has 3 exons. Lineage: Eukaryota; Metazoa; Chordata; Mammalia; Carnivora; Canidae. Gene Ontology annotation, biological process: negative regulation of transcription by RNA polymerase II. The record is from RefSeq and is a predicted model, not a curated record.
AGCUAAGGGGAGGCAAGGUACAAACCCCGAGGGAGGACAGAGGGCACCCGGCGGAGGGCAGGGCCCACGGGACUUCCAGAACUGGCAGCAGAGGCCUGGGUCUGAGGCGGGGGUCCCUCAGGACACAGAGCUGAGGACGCGUGGGCCAGAGCCACUUGUCCAGUUUCAGCCCGAAUCUGACACCAUGUCCCUCGGGAAGAGCAAUGAGCUUUGGGAGCUGGGAGAAGACCCGGAAGAGGUGCAGGGCCUGCUGGAUACCCAGCAGUCCAGGGCUCAGGAGGAGGAGGAGGGGCAGGUUCCAUCUCCCCCAUCUCCCUCUCUGUCCUCCUCCCCUUACUUCUCCUUGUCUGGUGUGUUACCUGGCACCCCACAGGAGGGGUCUGCUCUUGAGGGGUCCCUGAGUCCUCUCCAGAGCUCUCAGAGUGCCAACUCCUUCCCCUAUGAUGGGGCAGCCAGUGGCCUUGGCCAGCCCCAGCUUGCUGGCCCCAACAGCCCAGGGGAGGUGGUUGCAAGUGGAAGUGAAGGGCAGGAAGAUGCUGACCCGUACCCCCGUGGUGGGGCAUCGGGUGGCCUUGGCCAGCCCCAACCUGCUGUCCCCAGCAGCCCAGAGGAGGUGGGUUCAUCCCCACCUGAACAGCAGGAAGAUGAGCAGCCCGAGGGCAGUUUCCACAUGAAGACGGCUGCGCUGGUGAUGUUACUGCUCCUCAAGUAUCGCAUCAAGCAGCCCAUCAGCAAGGCAGAGAUGCUGGAGGUCAUCACCCCAGAAUUCCAGGACGACUUCCCCGUCAUCUUGAGCCAAGCAUCCCGCUGCUUGCGGCUGGUCCUUGGCCUAGACGUGAUAGAAGUGGAUCCCAGCGAGCACUGUUAUCACCUCAACAUCAUCCUGGGCCUCACCUGGGAUGGGAUGGUGAGCGGUCAGGGGGGCCUGCCCAAGACUAGCCUCCUGGGGCUGGUCCUAGGGUUGAUCGUCCUGGAGGACGACUGUGCCCCUGAGGAGGAGGUGUGGGAGGCGCUGAGGGUCAUGGAGGUAUACGAUGGCCAGGAGCACAUCAUCUAUGGGGAGCCCAGGGACCUCCUCACCAAUGUCUGGGUGCAGGAAGGCUACCUGGAGUGCCGGCCAGUGGUGGGCAGUAACCCUGCCCGCUAUGAGUUCCUGUGGGGGCCCAGGGCCCAUGUGGAAACCAGCAAGUUUCAGGUCAUGGACUACGCGUUCCAGGUCAGUAGCAGCCUCAUGGUUUCCUCCCUGGCCCUGUGUGAACAGAUUCUGAGAUAAGGAAGAGGGGGCCACAGCCCCAGAGGCGGCCAGGCCCUUUCCAAGCUUUGGUGGGGCCGGCAUGAAGGGAGGCCUUAGGGUGCUUCCUCCCAGUGUUGUCCUGUUUGGUGUGUAAAGAGAAAGUCCUGGGCGUUCUAAGCAGUUAAGGGUCAGGGCAGGUUGGGGGAAAGUAUGGCCAAGAGCCUCUCUGGGGGCCUGGGCUCUGCAACACCCUGAAAUACAGAGCUUGGUUUCUUUGAGGAAGCUCUCCAUGUUUGUUCCUUGGGAUAGAAGGUUUCCUCAGCCCAGUGUGUCAGUGACACACACCCCUUUGUGUUCAUACUUCCCCAGUUCAAGAGUUAACAGUUUUGUCAUGUCCUGUAAACAAGUUGGGAGACCUUCCCUCUUUGCUCUUUGUUUGAGUUGUGGUUAAAAUCACAGGGCAAUGGCGUUGGAAUCUGUUGGAAAGGCCAGGAGUGGAGCAGGCAAGAGCUGGAGCGUGGAAAUAGGAAAAUAAACCUUGUUCACUUUUGCUUCUUA